AACAACUAAGAUGUCGUUCAAUAAAGAAAAGGUUAAGAAGGAGCUAAUUCAGAGUUUGGAGGUGGCCAUGUGUAAAUUACACAGAAUAUGGAGUGAGAUUGGUAUAUGUGAAUCACAGAGACAGGAAAGAUCGGGGACAGUGAUGUUGCAUCUUCGCAACCUCCUGGAUGAAAUGGUUCAGGAAGAAGAAACUUUGAAGAAUUCAAUCUCACAGCGAACAGAAAAAUACAGACGAGAAUUAGAUAUCUUAACGGAGGAAAUGUCUGUACCAGAAUACAAAGCCAAAGUGGGUCUGUCAAUGCUCCAACUUGAAAAGGACUUAAAAUUGAGAUGUGAGACACUGGCUGCAGAUAAACGUGAAAGACUACAGGUGUUACAGACUCUGAAAGAUGAGGAUCAGAAACUCUGUGACCUUAUGUGUCUAACUCCAUACUACAUUCCAACAGGAACCACACCCAGUGCAGAACAGUUGGAGGCACUGAAAAAACAUGUCAACUCUCUCAAAACAGAAAAGACAAAACGAUUUACAGACUUUGUAAAUAUCAAGAAAGGAAUUGUGGUACUGUUUCAAGAAAUGGACAGAACACCAGAGUCAGACUUUGAAAGGGAUGUAAUCUGUGAAGAAGAUGACACAUUUCAAUUAUCUGAAGACAACUUAAAAUCCUUAAAAUUACUGAAAACAGAGCUUGAGGAGCUCUUGGAAGACUUAAAACAGGAGUCAGUCAAAUUGUGGGAGAGAAUCCAUGUCUUAUGGGAUAGACUUGGCUUAGCCAGUGAUGACCGGUCCACCUUUUCAGAGGGCAAGGAAGGGGUCAAGCCUAAUGUAAUGCAGGCUUUAAAAGAGGAGGUCACUCGAUGUGAGAAGCUGAAGUAUGAACACAUGCAGCGUUUUGUGGAGGGUGCACGGCGAGAGCUGGUGGAGUGGUGGGAUAAAUGUUACUGCAGUCAGCAGCAGAGAGCUGCCUUCAAACAUUUCCACAUCACUGACAAUUACACGGAGGAGUUAUUAGGUAUUCACGAUCAGGAGGUGGCCAAAGUACGACAGAUGUACGACAAUCACCGCCAGUUGUAUGAAAAUGUAGCUCGCUGGGAAGAACUCUUCAAACAGAUGCUUGAGUUUGAGAGGAAAGCUUGUGACCCAAACAGAUUCAACAACAGGGGAGGUAAUCUUCUUCAAGAGGAGAAAGCCAGGAAGAAACUCCUUAAGGAACUGCCCAAGGUAGAGGAGGAGGUGAAAGAUAACAUUGCUGCAUGGGAGAAAACCCAUGAACAACAGUUUCUGGUGGAAGGUGAGCGUUUUAUGGACUACAUAGAGAGCCGUUGGACCAGAUACCAGAAGGAAAAGAUUAAAGAAAAGGAGGAUAGGAAUAAAGCCAAGGCUAAGUUGAUGGAGGAAGAGGUGUUCUAUGGCAGUAAACCUAACACUCCUGCCAAACGGCGUUUCCUGGGUACCCCAAGCAAAACACCGUCCAAGAUGAGAAAGCUCAAUGAUGGUGGAGUGUCUGUUCAAAUGUCCUUAAAUUCCAAGGGAAACGAUACCACUCGUACGCCUAGAUCCUGUAGUAGAAUUGCCUCCUGCAGCCGUAUACAACAUAGUACUGUGUUUGCCUCCCCUUACCGUAAACCUCCUGCUUCUACAAGUAAACUGACUCCUGCUGGUAUCCAAUCAGGUAAAGCAUCCCGUCGACGAUCCAAUCGUAUUGCUCGUAAAGUACUGUCUGAAAAGAACGUGCAGGACAAUCACGGGACAACAAACGACACCAUGUUUAGUCAUACAACGGUAAGCAGCUGCUUCCAGCCGCUCACAAAUACAGGAGAACUAUCAACCGGGUCAACUGGGGACUACCAGGAGUUUGAAAGAGAGAUAAGAUCACGGCCGUACUGUCGUAGUAGUAUUUUACCAAGCCCUGGUAAGAAAGUGUGUUAAGGAGCAAAUAUACAUGUCCAUUGUAAUAUGAAUCAAUUUGUAUAGAAAUGAUGCUGUUACAAUGUGCAGUACAAUGUCAAGGGACUGAGACAAACUUGCCUGAUUUCCUGGAGCAAAAGUAUUUUACUACAGAAAACUAAAUAGCAAUGAAAAAGUGGAUAGCAAUUUUCUGCUUGUGAGGAAAGACAGACAACAAGUUUAAGAUGCAUGAGUUUGCCGACUACUUAGUCUAAUGUGUGAUAAUUAUUUUGCAAAUAUCUAUGUGUAUUAUUGAAGACUAGGGUUCCUAGUGAUGAAAUGCUUUGGAAGAAAAGUGGUCAAAUAGUGAAUUAUUUUCAUCUGUUCCUUUGCUUUUUAUUUAGAAUGAAACAUAUUUGCAGAAAUAUACUUUGUAAGUAGCUUGUAACUUCACAACGCUUAGUCUAGGAGCAAAAAUUAGCAUACAAGACAGUAGUUCUUGUUGUUCACAAUCACUUUAUUGAGUUUCUUCUCCGAAUAUCGAUGAA
Messenger RNA from Ylistrum balloti, 2433 nucleotides. RefSeq names its product protein regulator of cytokinesis 1-like. Bases 11 to 1927 code for a protein of 638 amino acids. NCBI's taxonomy places the organism in Eukaryota, Metazoa, Mollusca, Bivalvia, Pectinida, Pectinidae. Gene Ontology annotation, molecular function: microtubule binding. Gene Ontology annotation, cellular component: mitotic spindle midzone; cytoplasm; spindle. Gene Ontology annotation, biological process: mitotic spindle midzone assembly; microtubule cytoskeleton organization. The record is from RefSeq and is a predicted model, not a curated record. The transcript has 14 exons.